AUGGAUUCGUCAUCAGCUGGCACGAAUGGCCUUGCAGGGGGUGGUGCUGCCAGCGCGUUGGCUGGUGUAAAAAAACGGACGAAAGUCGUUUUUCUCAACCCUGUUGAGAUCGCAAAUUGGGACCAAAUCAAAGAAAACUCCAAACAAAAUGUGAUCGGUCAGAACGACUUAAUAAAUUAUGAGAAAAUGCUAAAGGAUGAUGAUAGUACCUCAGUAACCGCAAGUAAUUCUGAGGCACGAAGGCAAAGUAAAAGACGUGGACGUCCAAAGGGUAGUAGAAAUGGAGCCCGAAAACGUCCAAUUGACCCAAGCCAGCCGUGGCUAGAGUCAAGUGAUUCAGAUGAGCCUAAUGUAGGCCUUGAAGAUGAGUUAGAUGAUGAUGAAUAUUUUAGAAGACUAGAGGAGGAAAAAAUGCGGGAAGAUGCUGAGGAGGUGUCCAGGAAAAGACGUGAAAUGGAAGCACGAGCUGCUGCACGUGCUAAUGCACAAGGUAGAAGAGGUAGCGCAAAAGUCGACCCGUUAAUGACUCAUCAAUUUCAAACUCCUGUAAAUUCAGAUAGCAAUUUAAGCUGUCAGUCUGGUAGUCAGCGUGAGUUCAGCAAUCGAAACAAAAAACAAAGGAAUUAUGCUGCUUUAGCAGGAUUUAGAGAGGUUAGUGAUAGCGAUGAUCUCAGUGAACUCGAUGACAAAGGUGUGGGUCGAAGUGGCUUUUUACAAGAAAGCGAUUAUCCGAGAUCCUUAGAUGACAUCCAUGAACAGAACGAGGAAGACUAUCAGGAACCAGCGUCACCUUUCCGACAAUCUAUCUUAGAUAUGCUACCACCACCUCCAUCUCCUGUCAUCCCUUCUAAUUCCGAGGAAGACAGAUCCAGUAUUAAGUGUGAAUCUCUCAGUGUUGCUAGCAGUAACGAUUUGAAUGCUCUGCGCACAACGGUUGCUAAUGCCUCUCUUAACGACCCACAUACUCAAAAAAUGCUCGAAAUGGAUCCCAUAGAGCUAAGGUUUCGUUCUCCUCCUCUUAUUUUACCAUCAUCAGCGAAUGAUCUUGUGUGUCCUCGUGAGUAUAUUCUCGAUGUCUUAUCUAUAUAUGAAGUACUUCGGCGUUAUGGUUCUUUGCUACGGUUGUCUCCAUUCAGGUUGGAAGACUUUGCAGCUUCUCUUAUAUCUGAUGAAAAUUCCAACUUACUUGCCGAAGCUCAUAUGGUUCUCCUCAAGGCUCUGUUACGCGAAGAUGAAGCUAAUGGAACUGCAAUGUGUCCUGUUGAUUGCAGAGAUUCAGUAAACAUGACGUUUUACUUGCUAGAUCGGUUCACAUGGCCGUACCUACUAGCCAAUUAUUUGUCUAGUAUUAAAUCUACUGAGGCAGCUGCUCGUUUGUCUGCUGCCAAUACAACGACAGCUACUGGUUCAAUUGGUGGUCCCACUGGAUCAGGUGGAGCGGAUAUAGUGCUUACUGCUUCCUUGUUUCCUCCAGAUCUGAUUCCCUUGAAUCCAGACUAUCCAUUCGUGCCAAUCAAAUCACGCAUCGCUGUUUUGCGUGGUCUUACGAGCUUGUUCCUGGCAACUGGUUCAGUCAGAGGUGAUAUACUUCGGGAGGGUUUAAUGACACACGAAGAUUAUUGUCGUGUUUGUCACCAAAGUGGAGAGGUCUUGUGUUGUGACGGAUGCACGGCUGUAUUUCAUCUACAUUGUUUAAAUCCUCCACUAUCCUCUGUACCAACGACUAGUUGGAUUUGUCCAGUCUGUAUUCGUAAAAGAACUCCAGGUGUAACAGAUUGCCUAUCAGAAGCAGAAAAGAGUGGAGUUGCACAUUAUCAAGAACCGAUUGGGAAAGAUCGAGCGGGUCGUUUGUAUUGGUACAUAAGUCGACGUCUAAUUAUUGAACCGGUUGACUUUAGUCAAUGUGAACCACAAUUGAUGGGAUUUCACGAUGGGGUUGUUGAUCGUUCAUGGGAGAUGGAAUAUGGUCGUGAAUUAAUGGAAGAUGAUCCAGAAAUAAAAGAUGAUGAGGAUGAUAUCGACGACAAUAAUAAUGAUGAUAAUAAUAAUGUUAAUAGCGCAACUGACUCUGCCAAUAACGAUUCUCUCAAUUCAACUUCAAAAGUAUCCUAUUGUGAUAGUAGUCAACCUAUGCCAACGUUAAAUAAUAAACAAAAGAACUGUAAAAAAUAUCAGUGUAAUCCAUCAAUUUCAUAUGCUAAUGAACCAUGCGUUUAUUAUUAUUCAUCCAUUGAACAAGUAAUGUAUAUUCGUGAAUUACUAUCAACUGAAUGGGAACCAUGGCUUUGUUAUCGUUUAGAUGCCUUAUUGCCUAGAAUGCGUAAUGAAAUGGCCAUUACACAGAAACUGACUGAAUCUGGUUUCCUAGAUUUUUGUUCAUCAAGACCAAAUCAUAAAUCAGUUUCACUUAAUAAUGGUGAUUCAAAUCAAAGUUUCAACUUGACAGCUGAUAGUCCAGACACAGUGUAUGUUUUUUCAGUAUUGGAAGUUGAACGAGUUUCUUUUAAAAAGUCUACUAUAUCGAUGAAAAGUCAUGGUGAAACAUCAGAUUAUCCUAAAACGAGACUUGCUAUCGCAGCUUCUAGUCUACCAUCAGCGGAUGUACCUGUCUUUCCAACUUUACCAAAACAAUUACCGGCUCUUUUGAAUAAACAGCUUUCGGAUCUUUCUGCUUCUCUGAUUGUUACAGACGAGAAUAGUUGUAUUGUGGGUAAUGGAGAUCAAGUUAUUACUCAUAUGGUAAAAGAAACUUCUGAUGAUGACGUCGCAACUUAUCCACCGACAAUAUUAGAACCUCAAGAAAUAUCUACCUUACAUAUGCUGAUCGAUCCAGAUUGGUUACCGAAUUCCAAUGAAUGUUGUUUACUAGCCUAUCGUUUUUCAGAUGAAGGAAAUUGGCGAUCAUGGACAAAUUUAUAUACGUCUGGAGUCUGGACUGGAGAAGAGUGUACCACCAUGCCGGAUAGUCACCGAAAUGAUGAUUUAAGUGAACUUAAAAGAACACCAAGUGGUACAAGGAAUUCAAAUGCUGUGAAUAAUAAUAAUAACGGUAAUAACAGUACUGCCAAUGCAGAUGAUCUAAUAUCAGAUAGUGUAAAUAUUGCUUUGACACGUGCACAGCAUAUGGAAGAAAAAGAACGUCGACGAUUAUUAUCGAAUAAAUUUAAUGUAAGUGAAUUAUGUGCAGAUAUGUGGGAGUAUAUCGAUCCGGUAGAAUUAUCUAAUAAUUACAAACUCGUCAGAGAUAUGAUGGCAAGUGUUAUUGAAUUACCUCAACUCAGUGAUUUUGAUUUUACUCGAUAUGAAUGUUGGCCGGCUAGUCCACACCAACUGUUGAAUUUAUUACGAUUAACACUUUGUUAUUUCGAGUCAAAAAUUCCACUAGCAUUUUACACUCCAGCAUGGCGAGCUCAUCGUACAAAUUGGAUUAAGGAUGUUUUACAUUCUAAGUCUCCAUCUGAAUUAGCAUUUUUGUUGGCCAGAUUAGAAGCAUCCAUUCGUUCUGUAUGUUUUCAACGUGUCUGGUUCAAUUCGCUUGGUCAUUUAACUCUGGAACGUAUGACAGCUUCUCAAAGGGAAGAAGAUAAGCGUUUACGACAAUUUGAUCGUUUUAGUUCAACAGUUAGUGGUGGUAUUGGUAGUAGUAAUAUAAAUCCAGCUAAUCUACCAACAAAUCUUAUACGUACAAAAACUCCUCGUCCAGUCAGACAUACUGUUUGGAAGACUCGUGGUGAAGAAUAUCGUCGUUUAGGUGGCGAUGGUUGGAUGUGGCUAAGUGCAACUCGUAGUAAUGCUGGUCGAAUGGCUGAACAUGCUGUACUUAUCCACCCUCCAAUAUCCUCUGGUCGUCAGUUGGAACUAACUGUUACUUCAUCGGGUAAUCGUUUAUUGCUUCGUCGAGGUAAUCCACGCGGUCUUCAACACGGUAUUGGGUGGGGUGUUUGUCCUGAGUAUUUACAAGAUCAAAUGCCUGUUAAACCACCAAAAGCAAGCGAAUGUCGUGGACAUGUACUACAUCCAAUUACCGGUAUUCCACUGUAUUUAAAUCCUAAACGAAAUCCUUAUAUUAUUCCAUCUGAUGAAUUAUGUAGUCUAAAUGAACAGAUAUUGAAAUCUUCAACAAACAAUGUUCAAAUGAAUUCAUCUCAUGUUGAUGAUGCUAAAAAGAAGGAUCCAGACUCUGAUAAUAUGAUCACUGUAAAUAAAAAUGAAAAUAAUAUGAAUGAAGAUGUAAUGAAUGAUAAUUUUGAGAAAAAUAAAAUCGAUCAGUUAGAUGGAUUGCGUGGGAAUUGUAAUGCAUCAGAAAUCAAAAUAGAACAGAAAAAAGAUUCACUUUCAGGUCAGACAUCAUCUAUCAAUAAUAAUACAAAUGACAGUAAAAUAAUUAAUGAUGACAAUAAGAAUCCAGUGUUAAAUAUUUCUUAUUGCAUUUCCAAUCGAAUUCAUUUCCCUCCACCGAUUGAUAAGGAGCACAGUUAUCCCUCCUCUUCAUCAUCGUUAUCGUCGAGUAAACGACUACGUUUCCGUAUUGAUAACUUACUAGAGCAUCGAUAUAUAGCCGCUGAGAACGAUAAAAAAGCUAGUUUGGCUGCAUUGAAUGCGGUUAGUAAAUUAGAAGCAGAAAUUGAAAACCUGGAAAAACGUCAUAAUGAAGUGGUACAACGUUUGACCACAUUAGGCACGGAAGCGCAACAAGCGCGUACAGCUAAAGCACAAGCUGUAAAAGCUAAACAAACUGCUCUCCUAAUUAAACCAUCACAACCAUCAACAUUAGCGGUAGGUGGUGUUGGUAGUGGUAAUGUUGUGAUGACAAACUCCAGGUUGAUUCAGCUAAAUGAAAAUUCAAAUAAUACUACUAAUACCACUGUUACAACUUUUGGUGGUGGCAAACAAUUGAUACAGCAGUCAGUAUUGACCGAUCAAGGUGUUCGUUACAGAGUACUUGCACCUAGAACCAUUCCUAACAUACAUAUGAAUCAAGUUGCUUUUAAUCCAGUACAAAAGACAGCAUCUACACAUAAUAGUCGUACACCACAACAAACAUAUCGUUCUAAUCAAAAGCGUCGUACCAAUCGAAGUAGUGAUCUGAGUGAAUCAGGCUCUGAUUCUGAUUCAGUUACUGCGAAUACUGGACGAGUCAAUAGUUGGUCGGCCAGAGAAAAUGUACCACUUAGACGUAGUGCUCGAAGAGUAAGAGCUGUACGUCAUGAUCCUGAUUUUGUUGUGGAUUUUGACGAAGAUGACGAUGAAGAUGAUCGGUUAAAUGCAAAAGGUGAUGAUUCUGAUAACUUUGAUCCAAAUGAUGAAAUCCAAGGCAGUUCAAAAAAAUAUUCUAGUCAAAGGCGUUCUCAAGUAUCUAUUCAUCUUAAUGCUAGAUCAACAACUCGAAGUUUACCGCAAUACGAUGGAGUUGGUGAUACAACCGAUGAAGAUGUUGAUGAAUAUGAUGAUGAGGAUGCUGUUGACUAUGAUGAAGAAGAAGAUAUCGUUGAUGAUUAUGAUUAUGUUGAUGAAGAUUGUGAUAAUGAUGAUGAUGAUGACGGUGAGUAUUAUUAUGAUAAUGAAGAAUUAGAAGAAGAUGAAGUGGUGGAGGAGGAUGAAGAUGAUGACGAUGAAUACUUUCCCGUUUUCUCUAGAAAACAUUUUCACACGGAAUCAAAAAAUCCGGAAAAAUCCCCUGGAUUGUCAAAAGUAGCAGCACUCUGUUCAACAAACUCAGCUAAAUCAGAUACUGGUUCUGUUUUACCGAAAGUUGUGAUAUUGAAAAAUAACACCGCACCCUAUGUUUACGGAAAUACUGCUACCACUGUUAAGAAUAAGGAUAACACUAAUCCACGAGUACUUUCAAUUCCUCCUAGUACAACAACAACUGGUCAACGUAUUAUUUUGCCUGCUAAACUGAAGACUCCAACUAAUACAAAUGAAAAAUCAAUAUCUAACAACAAGACAGUAUCAUUAGGGAAUGUUAAGGAAGGUAGUAGUCAAGCUCUUCACCUUCCUCCUAGCCAACCAUCAGUCAAUGUGCCUCAAGGUCUACGUCUAGUAAGAAUUGUACGCAAUGCUGAUGGUGGAACUAAUAUAAUCCCUGUGGCUGCUACAGAUACUAUUUUAUCACCAACAAUAGAACCGUUAAAUGUCAAUCAAACUGUGGAUAAUUCAAUUAUUACUAACACCACCGAUCAAAGUGAUCUUGUACCAUCAUCAUCUACGACUGGAUUGAAUUCCUUCGAUAGCAGUGACAUUCAUUUAGUGUUAAAUUCAUCAAGUACAACUGGUUCUAAUAAUGUUGUUACCAUAUCAAAACCAUCGGUUGUAUUGACAACGGCAACAACGUCAUGUGAAUUGAAGCCUGCUAUUACAAACACUCCUCUUGUAUCUAUCUCCGUUGAGAAUGAAACAUCACAACAACCAAUUACUAUAUCUACAACUAACUUACAACAAUGUGGAAUACAACUUACUGAUUUGAUCACUCCUGCUACUGUAUCCAGUACUACUGUCUCAAUCCCCGCUCUGAUCAAUCAACCAGCGACUGUAAAUAUUGCUACUGUUGGAAAGUUGAAACCUCCAUCGGCUAAUUCGGUUCGCUUUAUAAUUGCACCUACAGUUUGUACUACUGCUACUACAACUAGUGAUAGUAGUGGAUCGACGAAUCCUCCAAGUCAAACGCCUACAAUCACCAUAGUUAAAGCAUCAAAUCAGUCAGAUGUUUCCUCAGAUUCUAACGCAAUCACAUCUGCGGUUACGUCAUCAUUUACACCAAUACUGCCUCGUAAACCACCUCCUGCUAUAUUACGACGUACUUUAGCUGCUGCUGGUAGUGGUGGUCCAUCUUCGACUAGUUUGAUUUUACCAGUUAGUUCAUCGAGUGAUUAUCCACAAAUUGUUGGUACACAGCAAUCUUCAUCUCUUCGAACUCCAUCAGUUGCAAGUCUUGUUGCUACGAAUACAGCCCGACAAUUGGUCUGUGGUGGUUUCAAUCGAUACAUAUCAACUGGACCAUCUAUUCGACCAGUGAUAUCUGAUUCACAAGGAAUGUCAGAUCUACAUCAAGGUAGACGUUCAAUAGCUAAAGCUCAACAUAUUCGUCAUAAUUCAUUAAUAGAUGAAGAUCCUCGUUUCAUAAUGAAUAAUAAGUCGAAAGUUUUAAUUUCUGAUUAUAAAGGUUUAGUUAGACAGUUCGAUAGUGGUUCAACUGCUGCUCGAUUACAAACUCCAAUUGUUGAUGAAGCAACUCUGGCUUUAGAUCAUGCUGUUACAGAAGCCAGUGCUAAAUUAGACGCUAUUAAUGCUCAGAUUGCUUCAGUUCGUUCGGAGGCACAGGAAUUAGAAUCGCAAAUUAAUUCGUUAAAAUCAGAACUAGGAAAAUAUCAAGAGAUUGUCAAUCGUGGUUCACCAGUCAUCAGUUCACCGUAUUCACUAUCACUACGUAACAACGCCGAUUUCGAUUUAAACAACAAAACGUUUGUGAAUAAAUUUUUGCGUAACAAUAACAAGAAAACAACUAAUCAAGCCGACAAAGAUUCUGGCACUACUAUGGAUGCUGUGUUACCACAAAGUUUACCUUAUGUAAAUGAUUAUGCAUGGCCACUUCCAGAUUCUAUGUCGAAAGAUCAAUUUAGUAGCGAACAGAAACAAAAUAUGGUUCUUCCCAAAUCAUCUUUAUUCCGAAUAAAUCCUCAUAAUUUACGCCUUGUUAUACUUUCUGCUGGUCGACGUGAAAUUCCUGGAUAUGAUGUUGAAAAGAAGCGACUUUCACAGGUGAACUGGUUAUAUCCGAGUUCAAGGCCUAAUUUUGCCGAAUGCUGGCGUUUUCGUCUUAGUCAAAUACGAAUGAAUAGCUUUCAAAAAGAUAAUCAUAACAACAAUAUCUCAUUUGGUUUAGAUUUGGCUAAUUUUGCUUUACUUUUACGUACAUUAUGGCAUUGUAUUCGAUGGGAUGAUAUAAUGGUUGAACCAGAUAAAGAUAUAUGUGUUCAUGAUUCCAAUGGGAGACCUUGUUUUAAAAAAACUUUAAAUAUUGAUGACGAUGACGACGAUAUUGAUCUUAGUGGUGUUUCAGGCAGAUAUGAUGAUAAUAAGCCUUAUAGCGUAAGGCGUAUAGUUGAAAUUCAACCUCUUGAUCGAUUUUGGCUACAGGCUAAUUAUAAAGUUCGUAUAACUACAACUUAUCCAAGCCGUUCAAAUUCUAGUCGCAGGCGUAAAGCUACAGAUCCAUCUAAUAGAGGUAGAUCUACAAGAGGUCCAUCUCUUCAAGAUUCUCCAGAACCUGAUGAGUCAACUUCUAGGAGAAAAGGAAGACGUGGAGGUCAGAGAAAUGCUCAAGGUGGAAAAGACCCUGACUACGACCCUGCUGUAGAUGAAGGUUGGCGUGUUGGAGUUCCUUGUUCAAAUAGUUCUAGUCGCCGACAAUCGCGCAAUAAUUUUCGUUCUUACGGUCGUUCUAGUCGAGGUUCAUUUUGCGAUUCAGAUGAUGAUGGUGAUCCAGAAUUCUGCGGUGGACGACGUGGUCUCCAGUCACAGCGUAAUGAAGUGUCAAUUGAGGAAAAGUGGAUGUCUGAAGAUGCAGUGUUUUUGUGGGAAAUAAGUGUUUUCAUGAAUUCUUUACUACCGCCGAAAUCCGAUUAUCCUCCUAUUUCAGACAGUGAUGUUUCAAAGAUAGAUCCUAACGAUAAAACUAGUCAGUAUGUCAUUUCCACUCGGCUAGCUUCGCUUCCUCCAGAUUCAAGUUCAAAUGCUUCAACUUCUGCUACUGUCACUACUACUGAAGCUAAUAAAUCAUUAAUUUCUCCAUCAAAUAUUGAAGGAUAUGUUGAAAAAAAUGGCUUUUUAUAUGAUGGUGGUCAACCUAAUGGAUUUCUGUUGAAUAGCUCUUCCUCACGCUCACGUUCUACUUUAGCUUCAGCCCUUCAAUCUGGCCGUAUGUCAGUAAAUUCUAGAAGUCGAAGUGAUGAUCGUUCAGCGAGUAAUAAUAAUAGUAUUCCACGUCCUCUUUCACCGAAUACAUUAGAAGCGAAAGCUAGAGCUCGUUCGAUUGCGGCAACAAAUGCUGCUAGAGCAUCGGUUGCAGCUAGACGUGCAAGGUUUGAACGCGCUUUGUUAGAACAACGUGUACGCUCACUGAAAUCACAAUUUUGUUCACGUAAACGUUUAAUAUUCAAUUGGGCCAAAUCACUUGCUGAUAUUGCUGUUAAUGAAAUCAAAGGAGCACAACAAAUCUCUAAGGCAGAUAAAUUUAAUGAGAAUUCUUCAAAAAAAUUAGAACAAUCAUCAACACAUCCUCAUCAUCAAACCGGUGAAAAAUUACUGACACAAAAAAGUCGAUCUAAUAUUGUUAAUCAACUUAAUAAAUCAUCAUCAUCAACAUUAAUACCAAAAAAGAAAAUUGGACGUCCUAGUAAAACCAAAAAUGAUACCACCAUCACUACUACUACUACUACUGCUAUUACAAAUAAAAAGAAUGAUGUUCAUCAUAAACGUACAAAACGAAAAAUUACUCCGACAUUUUCAUCAUCAUCACCAACAUCAUCAUUAUCUUCUAGUGAUGAUGAAAAUAAAAAUCCUUAUUUAAUUAAUAAUAAUAAACCAAUUAAUCAAUCUGAAUUAUUAGCAAAUAAUCGUAUUCCACGAAAAAGUGCAUUAAAUCAUGAAUUUAUUAAAUUAUCUAAAUCAUAUAAUAAAACUACAAUAAAACAAUCUUCAAAUAGAAUAAACAAUAAAAAUCGUUUAACUAUGAAAUUAUCUAUUAAAUCAUCAAAUAAAUUAUUAACAAAUAAUAAGAAAGAUAGUGAUAAUGAUAAAGAUGAUGACGAUGAUGAUAAUACUACUACUAUUACUACUCAUAGUUCUUGUUCUACUGCAAGUACAUCACCUGGUUUAGGUGAUGAUUAUGAAAAUAAUAUUUGUCAACAGAAAUCAACAGCUUCAAGUAAGACCAGUCGUUCAUCUGGUACAAAAACAAAGAGAUUGAAACAGGAGUCUACAAAUUCAGAUGCUAGUGAACACAAUUAUAAUGUUACAGGAUCAAUGAAAUCACCAAAAUCAUCUUCUGUAGGUCAGGGUGGUUCUAAGCGAGGAAGUAGUAGUACUAGUGGCACUGGACGUAGUAAUAAAGGAGGAGGCCGUGCCAAGUUCUCUGAAAAAUCUGACAGAAACGAAACACAAAUCGAAUCAAUUACUAAUGUUUUACAGGAUGUAUCUUCUAAUUCUUCAGUGUAUUGUGUUUGUAAAACUCCGUAUAAUCCAUCAAGGGAAUAUAUCGGUUGUGAUCUUUGUCGAGAUUGGUUUCAUUUUGAAUGUGUUGGUUUAGAUCCUAAAGAUUCUGAUAAAUUAGGUGAUUCUUGGCAUUGUCCUGAUUGCAAACAAGCUGAAUUGAAAGCUAAUGAAAUGCUUUAUUGUGUUUGUCGUACACCAUAUGAACCAACGAGAGUAUAUAUUGCUUGUGAUGGUUGUGAUGAAUGGUAUCAUCCUGAAUGCGUUGGUUUAACACCUGAACAAGCUGUUAAUCAUACAGAUACAUAUCUUUGUCCAACUUGUUGUCAACUAUCACAACAUAAAACGAAUAUUACUACGAAAUCGUCUGGUAAAUCGAAAAAGUCGAAAGGAUCUAACAAUAACCAUAAUGCAGUUACUGUUGUUGACCAAACUGGUGCUACGAAAACUAUUUAUGAAACUAACCUAACUUCAGAUAGAAUAAAGAAAUUAAUUAAUUUAAUUGAAGAAAUUAAACAACAUAAAAUGUCAUGGCCAUUUAUUCAUAGUCCGGAUCCUUUGAAAUUUCCAAUUGCUAAGUCUUUAGAUGAUGCAUUUAAUCUUCCCUCCGUUAUAAUAAAUUUAAAAACUGAUGUUUACAAAACUUUGGGAGAUUUCUCAUUUGAUAUGAAUCGUCUAUUCACUAAUUCACGUUUAAUCUAUCCAAAAGAUACACCAGAAUUUAAUUGUACCGAAAUUGUUGAAGCAUUAUUUGUUCAAAAAAUGAAACAAUUUAAAGAAGAGAAUUUAUAA
Messenger RNA from Schistosoma margrebowiei, 11001 nucleotides. The record is from the annotation of a GenBank genome assembly. NCBI's taxonomy places the organism in Eukaryota, Metazoa, Platyhelminthes, Trematoda, Strigeidida, Schistosomatidae.